Messenger RNA from Vicia villosa (hairy vetch), 1314 nucleotides. RefSeq lists its product as uncharacterized. NCBI's taxonomy places the organism in Eukaryota, Viridiplantae, Streptophyta, Magnoliopsida, Fabales, Fabaceae. Bases 1 to 1314 code for a protein of 437 amino acids. The record is from RefSeq and is a predicted model, not a curated record. The transcript is spliced from 4 exons.
AUGCCUGGGAUAUUCAGGAGUUCACUCGAGUUGAAGAUGGACAUUCCCACUGAUACUGUCAAAGAACGUACGAGGCAUACAAGAGCUUAUAAGAUUCCAUAUAUUGAUGUUUUAGGGUUGAUAGGUUUGAGAUCUCGGUUGAAAAGGGAUGUUCUUCGUGACUUCAAUCAUGAUUAUGGCAAUUUGCUUUCCAUCCUCAAUACAUCUUUUGAUCCAAUGGCUUUGAUCACCUUGUUUCAGUUCUAUGAUCCGCAGUUGAGAUGUUUUACAUUCCAAGACUAUCAAUUGGUCCCAACGCUCGAGGAGUUUUCUUACAUACUCAACAUCCGAAUCACUGAUGAUGUACCUUUUGUUCGAGUUCCUGAGGUUUUGAGGUUUGAAAGGAUAGCCGAAGCUCUUCACAUGGGUAUAAAGGAGGUAGAAAGAAAUUGGAAAUCAUCGGGCGGUAUUCCUGGUUUCUAUCUUUGCUUUCUGAUUAGUAGGGCUGAGGAUGCGGCUAAGAAAGAGCAUUGGGUUGAUUUUAGUCGUUUGCUUGCUAUCAUGAUCUAUGGCAUUGUCUUAUUCCCAUCAAGAGAGAACUUUGUGAGUUUGUCGGUUCUUGUCUUCCAUUGUUGUAUAAGUGGUUCAUGUUGCAUUUGCCGGUGGAACUAUUGUGUGGGGAAGGUUUGGAACAUCAUCACCAGUUGCGGUCAAUAUCCCAAUGUUCCUCUCAUGGGAACCAGAGGCUGCAUUAGUUACAAUCCCACGCUCGCUUACCGUCAAUUGGGAUACGUAAUGGAAGAUCCUUUGCAACUAGAAAAGAUAGCGCAUGCUUGGACUAAGGUUCACAAGAGAGAUCAGACUACUUUGAGCAAGAAGGUUCCUAUUUCUAUGGGUCCUUACAAGAAGUGGGUUGAAGCAAGAGUGGCAGAUCUGUUGUUGCCAUUUGCGAGGUCAUGCCCAUUGUACGAGCAACCUCCCGUGGUUUUAUCUGAUACAGUUGCGGCUGAGCUCUAUAUUCAAGCCAAGGCGGACAACAUCAAGCUAAAAGCAAAGGACAAAGAGGUUGGCUUGGAGAGGUAUUUUCAAGAUCACAAAAAGGCGGAAUUGGCUCGUAAGCUCAAGCAUGCACAAGGUGAAGGUUCAAACAUGAAACGUGCUCAAAGGCGAUCUCAUGACUUGAUGGAAGAAAGCUUGUACCGAAAACAGCAAGAAUGUGCGAAGUUGCGAAGGUCUGAAAACAAUAGCAAGAGAAAGGUGCAGGAUUCAGAAAAGCAAUUGAUGGAAGAAAAAGCCAAGUCAGCUCAUCUUGAAGAAGAGCUCGCAAGACUCUGA